Nakaseomyces glabratus is the source of this 1458-nucleotide messenger RNA. It is a transcript of the gene YSP3, whose product is annotated as putative subtilisin-like protease YSP3. Gene Ontology annotation, molecular function: serine-type endopeptidase activity. The record is from RefSeq and is a predicted model, not a curated record. Lineage: Eukaryota; Fungi; Ascomycota; Saccharomycetes; Saccharomycetales; Saccharomycetaceae. Gene Ontology annotation, biological process: proteolysis.
AUGUUCUCUUUCUAUUUGAUAACUAGUGUCUAUUACUUUUGGAUUUUUACCUCAGUGGAUGCAGCCACUAUCCCUGUGGAUCUGAGUCAUCGAGAAUCGGCUUCUCAUGACUAUACUCUAAUAAAUCGUUUGCUGAAUCUAUGGCGAGGCAAGGGAAUUGAGUACAAUUUUAAUACAGGUAGUAAAAUAUAUUUUGACUCUGCGAAGAAUGAUAUGAUAAUACCCAAUAGAUACAUUGUACUUUUUAAGGAUUUUGUUACCGAUAAGGAGAUACAAAGCCAUCUAAGUGCAAUUGAAGAAAUUAAUAGCUCUUCUAUUUUUCUACAAGAUAGUGACUUCGGUAAAGCUACACAGUAUAAUGAUAUUUCAACCAGAGGGAUUGGCCUACAGCAUGAAUUUAGUAUCGGAAGAUCCAUGACAGGUUAUAUUGGAUAUUUCACGGAAACUACAGCCAAAUUUAUUGCUAAUAGUCCUUUAGUUGAGUUGGUAGAACAUGACUCUAUAGUAAGAAUCAAUAAUUACAAGAUGCAGGAACAUGUGCCUUGGGGUUUGGGACGUAUCUCUCAACGUGAGAAGUUGCCAAUCCUGGGUAAGCGCUUUUACCAUUAUGACGACAGAGGAGGUAAGGAUACGGUUACGUUUGUGAUAGAUACUGGAAUUUAUGUGGAUCAUGAAGAUUUUGAAGGUCGCGCUUCUUGGGGCAAGACUAUUGUCGAGAAUGACAAUGAUUACGAUUUGAAUGGUCAUGGAACGCAUUGUGCAGGCACAAUAGCAUCCAAACAUUAUGGCAUUGCUAAGCAGGCAGAAGUGAUCGCAGUAAAAGUAUUAAGAUCUGAUGGAAGUGGGUCAAUGUCAGAUGUUAUUAGAGGUGUAGAAUAUACAGUCGAGGCUUAUAAUGAUCUUAAAAAAACCAAGAGCAAUUUGAAAGGUGCCGCUGGAAAUAUGUCAUUAGGAGCAUGGAAGUCAUAUGCCUUGAAUAGAGCUAUGGAUGCAGCCGCAGCUGCAGGUAUCAGCUUCGCAGUGGCAGCUGGCAAUGAAAGUGAUGAUGCUUGUAAUUCUUCCCCUGCGUCAGCAUGGUCACCCAUAACAGUGGGAGGUUCAACUUUAAGCGAUGAUGUAGCAUUCUUUUCCAAUUACGGGAGAUGCGUGGACAUAUUUGCUCCUGGGGUUAACAUAAUGUCCACAUACAUUGGCAGUAAAAAUGCAACUGAAAGCCUCUCAGGCACAUCCAUGUCUUCACCACAUGUUGCAGGUGUACUUGCAUACUAUUUGUCUUUACAACCCGAUCAUAAAAGUCAAUUCUACCAUGAACACAGUGCCAUUUCACCCAAAAUUCUCAAGAAAAAAGUUUUAAAUUAUGCUACUAAUGGAACCUUAAGUUAUCUGCCUGCUGAAACCGUUAACCUUUUGGUAUAUAAUGGUGGUGGUAAGAACUUAUCAAAGUUCUGGGGUACUUAA